AUGCCUUCAAGUGAUAGUGAGGACUUUGAGAGUGCUGAUGAAGGUAGAAAUAGUCCGCAUAAGAAAGAGAGAAAGAAGCGACUGUCUUCAUCAAACUACAGUGAUAAUUUAGAAUCAGAAGUGGAUCACAGUUCAACCCAAAAUGCAACAUUUUCCCGAUCGAAAAAUGUACAGGGCAAGUCGGCAGAUGGCUGGGAUGAUUUUGACAUAGAUGAACUGGAGACAGAAAGCUCAAAGGAUGUAAAGGAAACAACAUCACAUUUAUCUAAAACAGAAUUGAGUACAAUUUCUUCCGGGUCACACACAGUGAAGGAAAAUAUUUCUAAUAAAAAGGAAACAGCUGAAAAAUCACAAGACACAGGAUGGAAUGACUUUGAUGAUUGGGGAGACAGUGUUAUAACAAAUAAUGUGAAAGAGGACCAAUUUUCUAAAUCACAACAAAGUAAAAAUAUGCAGCAACAGGAUCCAAAUAUUAAAAAUGUUACCGAACGACUUGCGGCAGCCUCAACUAAAAGUGAUGCUUGGGGUUGGGGCUGGGGUGUGGACUCUAUCUUGAGCACUGCCACUGCUGGUAUAACCACACUGACUAAUCAAGUUUCACAGGGUAUUUCCACUGUGCUAGAAACAGGCAUUGGUGCUCCAGAUCCCGAAGAGUUAGCUAGAAAAUCAGCAAAAGCUAGUGAAAAUAUACAGCAAAGACAGGAGAACCCCUCAAAAGAAUCUGGUAAUGAGAAAGAACCAUCUAAAGACUCUAGAAGUGGGAGUGAAGGACAGUUUCAAUUUGGCAGUCUCAUUUCAGGAGUUACAAAAUUUGUUGAAACAACAGGAACUAAAGUGUUAGCGGGUGGGUUGGAUACACUGGAGACCAUUGGUAAAAAAACAAUGGAGGUGCUACAAGACGGUGACCCGGGUUUGGCUAAAAAGCGUGCCAUGCUCGGCCUGGAUCCAGCCGACAAGCCGGUAUUGUCACAGGUCCUACGGGAGGCAAAAGCGAAAGCGGAUGAGGAGGACAGAAUCAGAGAACAGAAGAGAGAGGCAAAGGAGGUCCACUAUGAAACUCUAUUUGAUGAUUUUGAAGGUCUGGUGCACCUAGAGGCGUUGGAGAUGCUCUCGAAACAGGUCAGCAUGAGAAUAGAAGAGCGCAUACGUUCAGCUGAUAUUAGUAAGCGGCAAGACAUCAAAGAGACAUUGCAGCAAGUGGCUGAGCUAUGCGAGAUGCCAGAAGACGAAGAUGAGGACAUAGAAGAAGAGCAAAGUGAUCUCUCCGGGGCUGAGGCGUUGCAUGAGCGUCUUCUCAACUCCACUCGCGACAUCGGCCUUAAGAUGCAAUACCAGCCUCUAGUCAAGCACUACGAGGAGACGCUGGCGUGGCUGAAGGGCGAGGGUGUGGCAAGUGGUGGUGGUUCGCGCGCGGUGUACAAGCGGGCGGUCUCCGCUCUGGCGCGUGCCACGGCCGUCUCGGUGGAGUUCUACCACAAGACUGCCGAGCAGCUGCUGGUCAAGGCGAGGCGCUCCACCGCCGACGAGGCCGAUGCGCUAACCCAGAUGACUGUGGUGUUGACGAGGCACGUCAGUGAUCUCGCCACACACUUCACGCAAAGGCUUCACUCCAUCACCGGGGAGGAUCAGGAACGGAUCAACGGUUACAUCACCAACAUUUUCCUCGAGGCUGAGAACAGUUCCAAGUAUAUACAGAACGCAUUCCAGUUGACCCUGCCCAUCAUACAAAUUGGCGCUGUG
This is a messenger RNA of Iphiclides podalirius (scarce swallowtail), 1740 nucleotides long. NCBI's taxonomy places the organism in Eukaryota, Metazoa, Arthropoda, Insecta, Lepidoptera, Papilionidae. The record is from the annotation of a GenBank genome assembly.